UCUAGCUGGCAGACACGGUCUGUCACUUGCGAAAAACGCAAAACAAAAAUAAUUAAAAGUCAUUACAUAUUUGAGGAAAAUUUUCUUCAAAAUCAUCCACCCAAGUGUUUUAGAUGCCGUCAGCCUGCAUUAGUGAACUAUGAACUAUCGGGGAACGAUGCAGUACGAGCGUUGCAACUGCUGUUGAAUCCAAACCCACGGUCUGAUCUAAGAAGGGAGCGCCGACCGAAAAAUUUCCCUUCCCAUCACUUAAUCGGGCAGGACACUACGGAGGCUUCAGAUUGGAGGAGAAAAAGUGAGUGACUUAAGUCAGCGACCUUCUUCUGGAAGAUUUGGCUUAUCACCGUGAACGGGGUGAAAAGUAAAUAUUUGGCUCGCUUCCGACGUCGGUUGAGUCACGACGUUUUUUUUUUGUCGUCUGCUCUUCUGAGGGUGACCCUGCUAAUUGGCUGCGACGACUCACGGGAUCGAAUCAAGCAUCAGAGAGUGGGUAAAAAUGGCCUCGACGAUGCAGCUGGAGUUUGCCCAGGCGAUGACCGAUUUCAAAAACAUGUUCCCCGAGAUGGACCGGGACGUGAUAGAGGCGGUGCUGCGGGCCAACCAGGGUGCCGUGGACGCCACCAUCGACCAGCUGUUGGCCAUGAGCACCGAUAAUCAGGUGAGAUUUAACGAAAAGAUCCGCACGGAGUCGGAUGUGGACAUGGGAAGAACGCCGGCUCCGGGAGGAGGUGCCCUGCUGGACCUGACGAGCUCGACACCUGCGCUGCUGAGUACGUCACCCAAGUCCAGUGCGCUGGGGGCGUCUCCGAAGAUAAAGAAAUCUCCGGGAAGUUCGUCCAGCGUGACCAACAGUCCGCGAAACGCGCCCGUCAUGAUCGGCGUGGUGCCCAACGCGCAGGACAAGGGCCAGUCGAGCCGCAGAUGGAACCCACCGCUGCUGGGACCACUUCCGCCGACGUUUCUCCGGCUGGGCGGAUGUGGCGAGUCGUCGCGCAACACCGAGUUCGAUCUGGGUGACGAGCAGUUUGCGAUGAUGCUGCAGAACGAGGAGUUUAUGGCGGAACUCAGAUGGAACCAGGAGUUCCUGUCGGCGCUGGAGAAUGACCACCAGGGAAAGGUUUCGGACGAUGCGGCCUUCAAGGAGCGACUGCGCCACAUGGGCAAGAUCUCGCGGAAGAAGUUCACCCAGCUGGCCCGGGUCUUCACCUGGCAGCGUGGCAGCACCAAGAAGGCCAGCGCCGUCAGACAUCCGGACUCGUUGCUGCUGCAGGAGGAACACAGCGACGACGAGGAGCCGAAAAAGGCCGGACAGUCCGCCAAAAAGUAGAUUCCUCCAACAAGGGCGAUUGUGCAAAAUUGAUUCCAGAGUUUUAUCCGAUUUAUUUAGAGUGUACUAGACGAUAAGACUGUUAUAUAUAUUUUCUUUCCCGAGAAUUUGGCCGAAGAAAGUGCGCGGGAGGCUGCAGAACUGCAACAACUGAAAUUAUUACCUUGAACGCGGACUGAGAGAGGGUGGUGAGGGUUUUGAGUGUAAAUGGUCAUAUCAGCGAAAAGGGGGAAAGUUUGGAUGGGAAAAAGAGGAAAAUGUUUACACUUUUUUUUUGGUUGACGUGGCACGUGCAUCGCAAGUUCGGUUUUAGUUUUGUUGUAGCAUAUUUAUUUAUUUGUACAUAGAUAGAGACAGUUUAUUUUUGCCUGUUUUUACUUUUAGACUUUAGCCGAUACAUUAGGAAACGCAUUUAGGUCCGGUGCAAAAGCGUAGCUUAGGUUUGGAUUGUGGCAAUUUGUUCGAUUUGCAAGGCGUUGUAAUUUAGUGCAAACAAAAAUACUAUAAAUAAAUUUAAAACAAGCAGAGCAAUCUCCCUUUGUUAAGUAGAUGCAGUUACUUGAGGCAAACUAUUACCGUAUACAUUUGAAUUAUUCUCAUAGUGCAAGCUGGGCAAAACGUUGUAGAUACACGAUAAAUGUAAGUCAAUCACUAGAAGCAGUACUAGGGGAGGGGAAGAAAGAUUAAUGCAACCUUGCAAGAACUAGUCAAACGCAGAGAACGUGUGAUUUGGCUCCGACAGACAGUAACUUACAAACAAACGUGCAAUGAAUAUCUGUUCCGUGGCCAGGGUGGAAAAGAGCGGAGCUACAUAAAAGAUAAAAUAAUCUAAUUAAAAUACGAAAGCUGAGCCUAAAAUGCAAACAGCA
Messenger RNA from Culex pipiens pallens (northern house mosquito), 2196 nucleotides. Its product is annotated as CUE domain-containing protein 1. The transcript has 2 exons. Lineage: Eukaryota; Metazoa; Arthropoda; Insecta; Diptera; Culicidae. The coding region runs from base 497 to 1327 and encodes 276 amino acids. Gene Ontology annotation, molecular function: ubiquitin binding. The record is from RefSeq and is a predicted model, not a curated record.